This is a messenger RNA of Loxodonta africana (African savanna elephant), 3696 nucleotides long. It is a transcript of the gene AHCYL1, whose product is annotated as adenosylhomocysteinase like 1. Lineage: Eukaryota; Metazoa; Chordata; Mammalia; Proboscidea; Elephantidae. Gene Ontology annotation, biological process: L-methionine cycle. The record is from RefSeq and is a predicted model, not a curated record. The coding region runs from base 57 to 1649 and encodes 530 amino acids. Gene Ontology annotation, cellular component: cytosol. The transcript has 17 exons.
CCGUGAGGGAAGGAGGCGGGGGCGGCGGGUAAGCCGCGGGCCAGGCCGGCCGGGGGAUGUCGAUGCCUGACGCGAUGCCGCUGCCCGGGGUCGGGGAGGAGCUGAAGCAGGCCAAGGAGAUCGAGGACGCGGAGAAGUACUCCUUCCUGGCCACCGUCACCAAGGCGCCCAAGAAGCAAAUCCAGUUUGCUGAUGACAUGCAGGAGUUCACCAAAUUCCCCACCAAGACUGGCCGGAGAUCUUUGUCUCGCUCCAUUUCCCAGUCCUCCACUGAUAGCUACAGUUCAGCUGCAUCCUACACAGAUAGCUCUGAUGACGAGGUUUCCCCACGAGAGAAGCAGCAAACCAACUCCAAGGGCAGCAGCAAUUUUUGUGUGAAGAACAUCAAGCAGGCAGAAUUUGGACGCCGGGAGAUUGAAAUUGCAGAGCAAGACAUGUCUGCUCUGAUUUCACUCAGGAAACGUGCUCAAGGGGAGAAGCCCUUGGCUGGUGCUAAAAUAGUGGGCUGUACACACAUCACAGCCCAGACAGCGGUGUUGAUUGAGACACUCUGUGCCCUGGGGGCUCAGUGCCGCUGGUCUGCUUGCAACAUCUACUCCACCCAGAAUGAAGUGGCUGCAGCACUGGCUGAGGCUGGAGUUGCCGUGUUUGCUUGGAAGGGAGAGUCAGAAGAUGACUUCUGGUGGUGUAUUGACCGCUGCGUCAACAUGGAUGGGUGGCAGGCCAACAUGAUCCUGGAUGAUGGGGGAGACUUAACCCACUGGGUUUAUAAGAAGUAUCCAAACGUGUUUAAGAAGAUCCGAGGCAUUGUGGAAGAGAGCGUGACUGGUGUUCACAGGUUAUAUCAGCUCUCCAAAGCUGGGAAGCUCUGUGUUCCAGCCAUGAAUGUGAAUGAUUCCGUUACCAAACAGAAGUUUGAUAACUUGUACUGCUGCCGAGAAUCCAUUUUGGAUGGCCUCAAGAGGACUACAGAUGUGAUGUUUGGUGGGAAACAAGUGGUGGUGUGUGGCUAUGGUGAGGUGGGAAAGGGCUGCUGUGCUGCUCUCAAGGCCCUUGGAGCAAUUGUCUACAUCACAGAAAUCGACCCCAUCUGUGCUCUCCAGGCCUGCAUGGAUGGGUUCAGGGUGGUAAAGCUAAAUGAAGUCAUCCGGCAAGUCGAUGUCGUAAUAACUUGCACAGGAAAUAAGAAUGUAGUGACACGGGAGCACUUGGACCGCAUGAAAAACAGUUGUAUCGUAUGCAAUAUGGGCCACUCCAACACAGAAAUUGAUGUGACCAGCCUCCGAACCCCUGAGCUGACAUGGGAACGAGUACGGUCUCAGGUCGACCAUGUCAUCUGGCCAGAUGGCAAACGCGUUGUUCUCCUGGCAGAGGGUCGUCUACUCAACCUGAGCUGCUCCACAGUCCCCACCUUUGUUCUGUCCAUCACGGCUACGACACAGGCAUUGGCACUGAUAGAACUCUACAAUGCACCCGAGGGGCGAUACAAACAAGAUGUGUACUUGCUCCCUAAGAAAAUGGAUGAGUAUGUUGCCAGUUUGCACCUGCCGUCAUUUGAUGCCCACCUGACAGAGCUGACAGAUGACCAAGCAAAAUAUCUGGGACUCAACAAAAAUGGGCCAUUCAAACCCAAUUAUUACAGAUACUAAUGGACCAUAUUACCAAGGACCAGUCCCCAUGAACCACACAAGUCUAAAAGAAAUAUUUUUUAAGAUAAUUUUUAUUUUCUUCUUACUCCUUUCCUCUUGAUUUUUUUUCCCCCUGUGAUUUCAUUCUUGUUUUUUCAUCUCAUUAUCCAAGUUCUGCAGACCACACAGGAACUUGCUUCAUGGCUCUUUAGAUGAAACUGAGGUUCAAGAUACCUCACCCUAAUCACUAAAGAAGGAUCUUACUCUCCCAGCCCAGAAAGGUGAUUCCUUCUUUACCGUAUCUGGGGACUUCAGUCUUAAUUGGGUACCUUAUUAACAGGAAAUGCUAAGGUACCUUCUGUGUGGAACAAUCUGCAAUGUCUAAAUUGCCUUAAAAGAGCCCAUUUCUCAGCUGCUGAAAUCAGUGCUCUUUCACUUCUCCAGAGGAGCAAGGGUGGUACCUUACCAGCCAGGUAGGUUAGAUGUAGGUGGUGCAUGUUAAUUUCCCUCUGAAGUUCCAAGCCCUGUUUCCUGUGUAAAGGUGGUAUGUCUGGUUCAGAGAUGUGUACUAGUGAGUGUUGUUUGUUAAGAUCCAGUAGGUCCACUUGGAUUCAGUACAGCCCUUCCUCCACUCCUACCAGACCCUCUCAUUUUCCUAGUUUUUAACCAGACUGCACUUUAUUAGGUUGAAUUUUUCCCCUAGCAUUUGUUAUUUCUGUUGUACAAAAAGAAAUUUUUUUGUAGUGUUAACACUGAGGAACCGCUUCAGUGCUUGGUUAGUUGUUACCAGUUUCUCUUUCAGACCUUUGGAGCUAUGAGUGCAGAGUUGAGUCUAGUGAAAUGCUGGUCUCAAACUCUGAGAAGCCCCUCAGUUUCUAUAGUUUAUAGCUUCAGUGAACUGGGGCCAUAACAGCAAAGUCUAUCAGCUCUGCCCCAUCCAGCUUGUGCUGAAGGCGAGUUUCUUGAGCCACUACUCAGUAUAGAGCACUGAGCUCCCUUUUUAGGAUUUAUCCUUUAAAAGCAAAUUUCUGGUCAGCUGUGCUUUUGCAACCUAAAAUAUUUAAACGGAGGUAAAGGUAGAUGGGAGAAAGGAAGGAUAAACUGGGCCAGGGUGAAAGAAAUCUAGCUCUGUAUAAUUUGUCUGGGACUUCAGGCCCUAUAUAACAUUAGUUUUACUGAAAUGGUGCCACUUUUGGUUGACACAUACUGCAAAAAGUUUAUGAACCAAGACUUUAAGGGGCAGUUAGUGUGUAGAGACAGUAAUCAGCAGGUCCUGGCUCACGUGCUAGAAGAAUCCCCAGGGAGGCUCUCAGAUCAGAGAGCGGUGCUCCCACGCCACGCACCCUGCUUACCAGCGUCUCUGCAUGGUCAGAUGAGCUUUGUUCUGCUCACGAGCUUUAACUAUAUAAUUAUCCAAGAUUCUAAAUCCUCAACUUGUUCUAGCUUGUGAUCCUUCAAAGUUGGGUCAGGCGUUAGUGCCAGGUACUAGAAAAUUUCAUUUCUCUAUUGCCACUGAUCAGAGAGACAGAUGUUAAAAACAGGAACAUAAGAAAGGAAAGCUUUCACCUGCAGCUUCCAGCAGGGGACAGUUGUCUUGCCAAAACUUUUUUCCCUGUCCUCUCCUGUUUCUCCCCACCCGAGUCCCUGCCCACUCCUUGCCCGUGUGACCAUUGUCUUCUCUGUAGAUGCUAAGGGUUCAAGCCCUUUUUCCCAGGGCACAUAACCAGCCAAUCAGAACACCACACCCAUUAGGGAAGGUAACCUGGCCAACAGUGUAUCCAUCGCGUGUCAGGUCUGUUGGAGGGAAGGGGCCAGGUCCUGCUGCCCUCCGGCCUGUCCCAGCUCCCAUAUCAGUUACUGUGUCCAUAGGAAUAAUAGGUAAGGGCUCCAUCUCUGUCAAGCCAUGUAACAAAGGACACUGGGAAAAUGUCUGGCAUCAGAGGGAGCGUGUGGAGAGCAACUUGGGAGGAACAAGUUUAUUUUGUAUUGAAUGAUUUUUAAUGAAUGCAAUAUUAAUCCUUGCAGAUGAGCAAUAAUCAUUAAAGUCCAUUAAAAUGAUAAGACUUUA